This is a messenger RNA of Zygotorulaspora mrakii, 672 nucleotides long. It is a transcript of the gene NMD4, whose product is annotated as Nmd4p. Bases 1 to 672 code for a protein of 223 amino acids. The record is from RefSeq and is a predicted model, not a curated record. Lineage: Eukaryota; Fungi; Ascomycota; Saccharomycetes; Saccharomycetales; Saccharomycetaceae. The transcript has a single exon.
AUGAACGAAUAUAACUUCAUACUUGAUGCAUCGUGUUUCGAAAAAGGACUGGGUAUCAUUAAAAGAUGGCUCAAAGAGUGCCCAGGAAAGGUUAAGUUAAGAUUAUAUAUUCCCACAUACACUUUGAAUGAGCUAGACUUUCUCAAAUUCAAAAAAAAAUCAUAUACUGCCAAGGAAUCGUUGAAGUUUAUUGAUAUCGUCAGCACAGACAAUGACAGUAGUUUUGGUCCUGAAUUUAUAAUUGAGUUUCCAGAAAUUUUAGAAUUGGUGACAUGGUCUGAGGUUCUAGAGUUUGUCAAUGAUGCAUCCAAAAAAGACACAUUGAAUAAACUGCCCGGUCGAAUCAAGGGCUUGAUGAAGAGCUGCCUUUAUAAAUGUCAGUUUGAUGAUGGCUCUGACGGGCUGAAAUGGAUUUUCAUUUCUGAGGACCCAUUAGUACGUGACAUGGCUGAUAUUUGUCGCGUUCCAUGUUGUUCUAUUGUCGAUGCAGAUUCGAUUCUUGAUAAGGACAUGAACACUACAGCGUAUCAAGAAAAUCAAAAAUUCAAUAACUUGGUGUCCCAGAAUGGUAUCAAGGAAGAAACCUCGACGAGAGGCAAAAAAACAGUAACUACAAAAUUCGAAAAUACGCUGUACGCUCCAAGGGGCUCCGGCAAACUGUGGACCCCAUAA